This is a messenger RNA of Pseudoliparis swirei, 2100 nucleotides long. Its product is annotated as leucine-rich repeat-containing protein 43-like. The transcript has 12 exons. Bases 1 to 1776 code for a protein of 591 amino acids. Gene Ontology annotation, molecular function: protein binding. Lineage: Eukaryota; Metazoa; Chordata; Actinopteri; Perciformes; Liparidae. The record is from RefSeq and is a predicted model, not a curated record.
AUGAGCUCAAACAAGCUUUCUGCUGUGUUGGAGAAGCAGAUUCACAGCCUUUGUCUGAAUGACUUUCCCUGUGGAUACGGCACCUGGAGAAAGACCAAAGACAGUCCAGAGGGAGCAGAGACAGAGGACACAGACGCCCUCCUGGAUCUGCUGAGCUGCCCUCACUCUCCAUGGCAACAUGAUGCAUCAUGGAGCCCUCAAGCUCCGGCCCUGAGACAACUGGCUGUGCUCACUCCUGACCGCCUGCACACAGACUUCAUUUAUAACUACUUCACAACGCUUCGCAUUGUGGGCAAGGGUGUAUCAGUCAUCGACGACAGCCUGUUAAAGUUCUCAAAGCUGGAGGAAUUGGUGCUAAGCAACAACAAAAUCUCAGAAAUCCCUCCAGAAAACCUUCCCAUCUCUUUGAAGAUGUUGGAGCUUCGUGCCAACCGGUUGUCGGCUCUAAACAGCCUCACCAGCGGCCGGCCUCCCCGCCUCCAGUACCUCGGCCUCGGCUCCAACAGCCUGGGUUCACAUGACGACACCCGUCAUCUUACUGGAAGACACUGGCCACAGCUGGUGUGUCUGGACCUGAGUGACUGUGAGUUUAAGGACCAGCAGGCCCUGCUGAGCGCCCUGAGCACGCUCACCUGCCUCCGGACACUGGUGCUGGAGGGAAACCCAUUCACUCUGGCUCCCUCCUACCCGGGCUUCACUGUGGACAGUCUCCCUCAGCUCUCUUGCCUGGACACCUCAUGGAUCUCCGCUGACGAAAGGCAGUGUUUUAGGGGCUUGGCCAAGAACACCGAUCUGAUAGUGGACCGGGCCUCAGCCACAGUUAGUGUGGGCAGCGUGAAGGGAAUCCCAAACCCAUUGAUGAGAGUGGAUGGAAAUGCUGAAAAUGCUCCUGUUGUCAACUACGGCUAUUUCAUCACAUACGAGUUCCUCAGCCAUCAAACUGUUAACUUGAACUUAGACAGGAAGUCUAAAUCGGAGGCUGAUGAUGUUAGAAGAGAAUCAUCCGAACCAGACACACAAGACUCAAUGGUGUAUCCUGAGGAAACCUGCCAUGAUAUAGCACAUGUGUCAGGACACAGCACAUCAAAGCUGACGUGGUCAGAGUGCAUGGACUUCAGUCACACACAAACCUACAUUGUUAGCGAUCUGGGAGGCUUAAAGAGAUUCUUCAAUCGAGGACUUUAUCUUACAAUAGAGGAGGAAAAGGUCCUGUCAUGGCCUGCAGCCUCUGAAGAUGUCCCUGUGGCCAAUCCCAGCCGACCGGUAAAAGAGAAGAAAAGCGUGAAAGGGAAAGAAUCUCCAAUCAAAUCUGGAUCCACCAAAGACAAGUCUACAGACAAAAAGAAGAAACCUGUUCCACAGCUGGUCCAGGAUGCGCCCAUCAGAAGAAUACUACAGUCUGUCCACGUCCCCCUGCAAAGCCUGCUCACAGGAGCACAACAGAUUGAUGUCCUCUGUGACCUUGGGGCUCUGCACACCGAGUCCGGGGUGGAAGCUUCACAAACACUUGAAAAGGAUCUGGGGAAGAAAAUCAAAGAAGACAUGAAGAAGGACAAGGAAUCAAAGCAGAGAGGAGGCAGCGGCACUAAACCGAAGAAUAUAGCAGCUUCAAAAGGCAAAGGAAAAGGAGGGCAGGAAUCCAAGAUGGACUUCCACACAAACAAAUCCACGGCCGUAAAACUGGAACCGGUGACUGUGGAGUUGAAUGUGAAGCUGGAGAAAUGGCAGUCUGCAUCUCAAGCUCAUCAACUUCUGCUCCCACAACAAAACUCCUGAAGCAGGCAGCCUGUGGUGUCCUAAAGCCAGACGAGCAGCUACACCAGGUUUACUUCCUUUGUCAGUUGAUCCAGUUUACACCAGGAACCGUAUUCCUCCAACUAGUCCUGGCCAGGCUGGUUUACGAGACGGCGUCAUCUCAAGCGUUGCAAUCAACUCACCAGGAAAAUAAAAUAAAUGUUUCCAUGUUCCCUCAUUACCGGUGAUGGCAAAUAUAUCUCGGAGAUGAAUAUUUUAUAUUUGUUUUAGCCAUAUUGAAGCUAUUAUAUCUCCUUUACCAAUGUAGUAGCAGAGAGCAACUGAAUGACAGCCGUAGCUUUUGAA